Messenger RNA from Eleginops maclovinus (Patagonian blennie), 1888 nucleotides. It is a transcript of the gene asrgl1, whose product is annotated as asparaginase and isoaspartyl peptidase 1. The record is from RefSeq and is a predicted model, not a curated record. Gene Ontology annotation, cellular component: cytoplasm. The coding region runs from base 54 to 986 and encodes 310 amino acids. Lineage: Eukaryota; Metazoa; Chordata; Actinopteri; Perciformes; Eleginopidae. Gene Ontology annotation, molecular function: beta-aspartyl-peptidase activity; asparaginase activity. The transcript is spliced from 7 exons.
UGCUUUUCCUGAGCUUUAGGACUCCUCAGCGAUAUUUUGCCCAAGUGAAGGACAUGUUGCCAGUAGUGGUGGUACAUGGGGGGGCGGGUCAAAUCCCAAAGGAUCGGACAGAGAUGUCCACUGCGGGGGUGUGCUCUGCCGCCCGAGCCGGGUACACCAUCCUCUGCGGAGGGGGCAGCAGCAUGGACGCUGUAGUGGAGGCUGUGAGUGUCCUGGAGAAUAACCCAUGUUAUAAUGCAGGGUGUGGGUCAGUGCUGAACAUCAAAGGAGAGGUGGAGAUGGAUGCCAUUGUGAUGGACGGGAAAACUCUGGGUAGCGGUGCUGUGUCUGCUGUACGCAACAUCGCCAACCCCAUCCAGCUAGCAAGACUGGUCAUGGACAAGACGAGUCACUCCUUUCUGACAGCAGAGGGGGCCAAUCAGUUCGCCCGUUCCAUGGGGGUCCCCGAGGUGUCUCCUGAGUCCCUCAUCACUGAGUACUCCCGCAUGCGCUGGGUAAAGAACCUGGCGCCUGAUGCCAACCCUGUGGAGAGCCAAAUGGGGAAGAUGGGCACGGUUGGAGCAGUGGCGGUGGAUUCUGAGGGAAACAUCGCCUGCGCCACCUCCACUGGGGGGAUGUUAAACAAGAUGGAGGGCCGGGUGGGCGACACACCCUGCAUAGGGAGUGGAGGUUACGCUGAUAACCUGUUUGGGGCAGUGUCGACCACAGGCCACGGAGAAACCAUCAUGAAGGUUACUCUGGCCAGACUCAUCCUCUUUUACAUAGAGCAAGGUCAGUCCGUGGAGGCUGCCAGUGAUUUAGGCCUGGCCUACAUGAAGUCCAGAGUCAGUGGUCUGGGGGGCGUGGUGUCGGUGGACCCUCAGGGCCGCUGGGCCGCUCGCUUCUCCAGUCAGCAGAUGUCCUGGGCUGCAGCGCAGACUGAGACCCUGCACUACGGCCUGUACGCUGGGGAGCACUUCACCCAGAGCCUCGAGAAGCCACUCUGAAUUCACUGAAACAACAGUAUUUUAACUUUACGUGAUACAAAUAAUAGUAUAUUUCAGUAUUGACUAAUAGUUUUGAUAUACAUUGUUAAUCUUUUAUUUUGUGAUCAACUCAGUGAAGAUAGAAAGCUAAAUUUGGUGUAGAUCAUCGAAAUCAAUUUCUCUUUAAAUGGAAUCCUUCGCCCAUGCACUAGUGACAAAAAUAGCAGUUCAUCCAAUGGCUGCGAGAUGAGAAUCGUUUUCAUAUAACUUUUGCACACCGUCCAAUUGCACUCAAACAUUAACUGUGAAAAGUUGCUCAUCAAAAUAUCCCAUUUUGCCUCGAGAGAAUUUCUUCAAACUUGACACAAAUGUCCACUGGACUCAAGGAUUAACUGAUUAGAAUGUGGGGGUCAAAUCUCAAGCUAACUGUGGCCUGACAAAACGGAUUUUUGGCGAUAACAAGAAUCACAAAUUAAUACAUUUAAUAUUAGAAUGUCACACAAAUGACUUAUAUUAGGAAACUAUCAAGUGAUGACAUUUUUGACAAAUAAUGUAAACUGCCAUUUGGCUGGUUGGCAUACAACCACAUGGUGCUAAUGACAGUGGUAUGCAAUCGUGGUGUUAUUGGAGUCUUAUAACAAAUCUGUUUCCAGACGGGCUUUUGAUGGAAAUAUGCCUUUUUGUAAUUGAACGUGUUUCUUACCUUGUCUCUAUAUGGUAUAACGAAAGACUUCUAAAUGACUGUGCCUAAGGAUAUCAUGUCUUUUAACAACAGAGAUUCAAUGUGAUGAUUUUGUAGUACUGUAAUGUGAAUCGCUGCUAUCACUCCAGUGUUUGAACCAGAGCCAGUGUUUGUGAUAUUCAAUGCUGGAGCUUUGUGUUAGGAAAACACAGUUUUGAGAAUAAAUGCCUUUAAUCCCUGA